AUGAUGAUGAGCCAGAAGACACAGAAGAGCCUGAUCCAGUGGACAGUAGUAGGCAGCCGCGCAAUAAGGGCAAGACGUUACUCUCGUUUCAAGAAAACAACAGUCAUUCAAAUGUCUGCGCCGACAGAUAAACAAGGCAACGGAUUGCGAGAAGGACGAAUUCUACGAACAACUUCAGUUCCAGAUCCCGUUGCUUUGUAUCCUCUCGAUGGCGCUCAUGGUACCAAGGAAAUCAAAAACCGGGUCGGAAAGGGCGUUGCCAGUGGUGUUCACACCGCCCCGGGACCAGAUGGAAAACCUGAUGGCUCGUAUGAAUUCUCUGGAACUGUUAACAGCUACAUCGAGUUUCCGAACGGUGGUGGACUAGAUGUAAAAAACUCGAUGACAAUGCUCUGCUGGUUGUACCCAGGUGGUCAAGAUGGCCCUCUUUUCAACUAUAGGAAAGGUGGAAGUUGGGGAGUGCAUUUGUGGGUGGUGAGUGGUCAACUUUUUGUUCGCUUCACCAAACGAGACUACUCAUCUACCCAAGCCUUGCUUCACACUCAUCUAAAACCAGAGGAUGGAUGGAAAUUUGUGGGCGCCUCCUAUGACAAAGCUAGUGGCCAUGCAAAAUUGUGGGUGGAUGGAAAAGUGGUUCAAACGUUAAAUAUUGGCGCGAAUCUCCAACUAGGCACGCAGGACAGCGUGAGAAUGGGAGUGAGAAUUGGCGAUCGCAGGUACUUCAAAGGAAGGAUCGCCCAAAUGCAGGUCUACAAUGUUGCCUUGACCCAGAAACAAAUACAAGCCAUAAAAGACAGGACCCAAGUCGUUCCAGAUCCCGUUGCUUUGUAUCCUCUCGAUGGCGCUCAUGGUACCAAGGAAAUCAAAAACCGGGUCGGAAAGGGCGUUGCCAGUGGUGUUCACACCGCCCCGGGACCAGAUGGAAAACCUGAUGGCUCGUAUGAAUUCUCUGGAACUGUUAACAGCUACAUCGAGUUUCCGAACGGUGGUGGACUAGAUGUAAAAAACUCGAUGACAAUGCUCUGCUGGUUGUACCCAGGUGGUCAAGAUGGCCCUCUUUUCAACUAUAGGAAAGGUGGAAGUUGGGGAGUGCAUUUGUGGGUGGUGAGUGGUCAACUUUUUGUUCGCUUCACCAAACGAGACUACUCAUCUACCCAAGCCUUGCUUCACACUCAUCUAAAACCAGAGGAUGGAUGGAAAUUUGUGGGCGCCUCCUAUGACAAAGCUAGUGGCCAUGCAAAAUUGUGGGUGGAUGGAAAAGUGGUUCAAACGUUAAAUAUUGGCGCGAAUCUCCAACUAGGCACGCAGGACAGCGUGAGAAUGGGAGUGAGAAUUGGCGAUCGCAGGUACUUCAAAGGAAGGAUCGCCCAAAUGCAGGUCUACAAUGUUGCCUUGACCCAGAAACAAAUACAAGCCAUAAAAGACAGGACCCAAGUCGUUCCAGAUCCCGUUGCUUUGUAUCCUCUCGAUGGCGCUCAUGGUACCAAGGAAAUCAAAAACCGGGUCGGAAAGGGCGUUGCCAGUGGUGUUCACACCGCCCCGGGACCAGAUGGAAAACCUGAUGGCUCGUAUGAAUUCUCUGGAACUGUUAACAGCUACAUCGAGUUUCCGAACGGUGGUGGACUAGAUGUAAAAAACUCGAUGACAAUGCUCUGCUGGUUGUACCCAGGUGGUCAAGAUGGCCCUCUUUUCAACUAUAGGAAAGGUGGAAGUUGGGGAGUGCAUUUGUGGGUGGUGAGUGGUCAACUUUUUGUUCGCUUCACCAAACGAGACUACUCAUCUACCCAAGCCUUGCUUCACACUCAUCUAAAACCAGAGGAUGGAUGGAAAUUUGUGGGCGCCUCCUAUGACAAAGCUAGUGGCCAUGCAAAAUUGUGGGUGGAUGGAAAAGUGGUUCAAACGUUAAAUAUUGGCGCGAAUCUCCAACUAGGCACGCAGGACAGCGUGAGAAUGGGAGUGAGAAUUGGCGAUCGCAGGUACUUCAAAGGAAGGAUCGCCCAAAUGCAGGUCUACAAUGUUGCCUUGACCCAGAAACAAAUACAAGCCAUAAAAGACAGGACCCAAGUCGUUCCAGAUCCCGUUGCUUUGUAUCCUCUCGAUGGCGCUCAUGGUACCAAGGAAAUCAAAAACCGGGUCGGAAAGGGCGUUGCCAGUGGUGUUCACACCGCCCCGGGACCAGAUGGAAAACCUGAUGGCUCGUAUGAAUUCUCUGGAACUGUUAACAGCUACAUCGAGUUUCCGAACGGUGGUGGACUAGAUGUAAAAAACUCGAUGACAAUGCUCUGCUGGUUGUACCCAGGUGGUCAAGAUGGCCCUCUUUUCAACUAUAGGAAAGGUGGAAGUUGGGGAGUGCAUUUGUGGGUGGUGAGUGGUCAACUUUUUGUUCGCUUCACCAAACGAGACUACUCAUCUACCCAAGCCUUGCUUCACACUCAUCUAAAACCAGAGGAUGGAUGGAAAUUUGUGGGCGCCUCCUAUGACAAAGCUAGUGGCCAUGCAAAAUUGUGGGUGGAUGGAAAAGUGGUUCAAACGUUAAAUAUUGGCGCGAAUCUCCAACUAGGCACGCAGGACAGCGUGAGAAUGGGAGUGAGAAUUGGCGAUCGCAGGUACUUCAAAGGAAGGAUCGCCCAAAUGCAGGUCUACAAUGUUGCCUUGACCCAGAAACAAAUACAAGCCAUAAAAGACAGGACCCAAGUCGUUCCAGAUCCCGUUGCUUUGUAUCCUCUCGAUGGCGCUCAUGGUACCAAGGAAAUCAAAAACCGGGUCGGAAAGGGCGUUGCCAGUGGUGUUCACACCGCCCCGGGACCAGAUGGAAAACCUGAUGGCUCGUAUGAAUUCUCUGGAACUGUUAACAGCUACAUCGAGUUUCCGAACGGUGGUGGACUAGAUGUAAAAAACUCGAUGACAAUGCUCUGCUGGUUGUACCCAGGUGGUCAAGAUGGCCCUCUUUUCAACUAUAGGAAAGGUGGAAGUUGGGGAGUGCAUUUGUGGGUGGUGAGUGGUCAACUUUUUGUUCGCUUCACCAAACGAGACUACUCAUCUACCCAAGCCUUGCUUCACACUCAUCUAAAACCAGAGGAUGGAUGGAAAUUUGUGGGCGCCUCCUAUGACAAAGCUAGUGGCCAUGCAAAAUUGUGGGUGGAUGGAAAAGUGGUUCAAACGUUAAAUAUUGGCGCGAAUCUCCAACUAGGCACGCAGGACAGCGUGAGAAUGGGAGUGAGAAUUGGCGAUCGCAGGUACUUCAAAGGAAGGAUCGCCCAAAUGCAGGUCUACAAUGUUGCCUUGACCCAGAAACAAAUACAAGCCAUAAAAGACAGGACCCAAGUCGUUCCAGAUCCCGUUGCUUUGUAUCCUCUCGAUGGCGCUCAUGGUACCAAGGAAAUCAAAAACCGGGUCGGAAAGGGCGUUGCCAGUGGUGUUCACACCGCCCCGGGACCAGAUGGAAAACCUGAUGGCUCGUAUGAAUUCUCUGGAACUGUUAACAGCUACAUCGAGUUUCCGAACGGUGGUGGACUAGAUGUAAAAAACUCGAUGACAAUGCUCUGCUGGUUGUACCCAGGUGGUCAAGAUGGCCCUCUUUUCAACUAUAGGAAAGGUGGAAGUUGGGGAGUGCAUUUGUGGGUGGUGAGUGGUCAACUUUUUGUUCGCUUCACCAAACGAGACUACUCAUCUACCCAAGCCUUGCUUCACACUCAUCUAAAACCAGAGGAUGGAUGGAAAUUUGUGGGCGCCUCCUAUGACAAAGCUAGUGGCCAUGCAAAAUUGUGGGUGGAUGGAAAAGUGGUUCAAACGUUAAAUAUUGGCGCGAAUCUCCAACUAGGCACGCAGGACAGCGUGAGAAUGGGAGUGAGAAUUGGCGAUCGCAGGUACUUCAAAGGAAGGAUCGCCCAAAUGCAGGUCUACAAUGUUGCCUUGACCCAGAAACAAAUACAAGCCAUAAAAGACAGGACCCAAGUCGUUCCAGAUCCCGUUGCUUUGUAUCCUCUCGAUGGCGCUCAUGGUACCAAGGAAAUCAAAAACCGGGUCGGAAAGGGCGUUGCCAGUGGUGUUCACACCGCCCCGGGACCAGAUGGAAAACCUGAUGGCUCGUAUGAAUUCUCUGGAACUGUUAACAGCUACAUCGAGUUUCCGAACGGUGGUGGACUAGAUGUAAAAAACUCGAUGACAAUGCUCUGCUGGUUGUACCCAGGUGGUCAAGAUGGCCCUCUUUUCAACUAUAGGAAAGGUGGAAGUUGGGGAGUGCAUUUGUGGGUGGUGAGUGGUCAACUUUUUGUUCGCUUCACCAAACGAGACUACUCRUCUACCCAAGCCUUGCUUCACACUCAUCUAAAACCAGAGGAUGGAUGGAAAUUUGUGGGCGCCUCCUAUGACAAAGCUAGUGGCCAUGCAAAAUUGUGGGUGGAUGGAAAAGUGGUUCAAACGUUAAAUAUUGGCGCGAAUCUCCAACUAGGCACGCAGGACAGCGUGAGAAUGGGAGUGAGAAUUGGCGAUCGCAGGUACUUCAAAGGAAGGAUCGCCCAAAUGCAGGUCUACAAUGUUGCCUUGACCCAGAAACAAAUACAAGCCAUAAAAGACAGGACCCAAGUCGUAGCAGAUUGUCCAGCUCUCACAGUCGGUCGCCUUGUCAAAACAUCACCUAACAAUUGCGUGACGUCACAGAUGAAAAUGAGCGCGAAGUGCUCGUUUUCCUGCCCACAGGGAUACCAGCUACAAGGUCCAUCUUAUAAGCAAUGUGGGGCAACUGGUCAGUGGACGGACAGUGCUAAGUCCCUCUCAUGCAGCGGUAAGCUCUACUGAGUAUGUAUACAUCUCUCUUACAUCAUUCUUUUCCUCUGGGCUGCCCAUGUAACACCAUCGAGAAGUUAAUCAUAUCUAGUCAUU
Orbicella faveolata is the source of this 4881-nucleotide messenger RNA. RefSeq lists its product as uncharacterized. The record is from RefSeq and is a predicted model, not a curated record. Lineage: Eukaryota; Metazoa; Cnidaria; Anthozoa; Scleractinia; Merulinidae. Gene Ontology annotation, molecular function: calcium ion binding.